This is a messenger RNA of Dicentrarchus labrax (European seabass), 1672 nucleotides long. RefSeq names its product complement component 1, q subcomponent-like 2 (gene c1ql2). Gene Ontology annotation, molecular function: protein binding. Lineage: Eukaryota; Metazoa; Chordata; Actinopteri; Moronidae. Bases 225 to 986 code for a protein of 253 amino acids. The record is from RefSeq and is a predicted model, not a curated record. The transcript is spliced from 2 exons.
UGCAGGCUCCCUCCCUCCCUCCCUCCCUCUCUCUCUCUCUCUCUCUCUCUCUCUCUGCUCCCUUUAUUCCGGACUCUACUGACUCCGCUCGGGUCCACUCAGUUUCUGGCUCGCAGUUCCCGCCACCCUCCACCAUUACGUCCCAAAGCAAAACGGACUUCCUCGCGCUCGCCUCUCGGACCCUGCAGAGGAAGAGGAUCGUGGCCGCUGUGGUCGGCAUCGUCAUGGUUCUGGCUCUCAUCAUCGCGAUCCCGCUGCUGGUCCAGACCUCCAAGACCGACGCGCACUACGAGAUGAUGGGCACCUGUCGGAUGAUCUGCGACCCGUACAACCCCAAACCGAGCGCCACGGCUCUGGAGGUGAUGCAGGACCUGAGCGCGAUCCCCUCCCCGACUUUUGUUCAAGGGACUAAAGGAGAGCCGGGUCGGCCGGGGAAACCCGGGGCGAGGGGACCGCCAGGCGAACCGGGUCCGCCGGGUCCGAGAGGCCCGCCGGGGGACAGAGGGGACUCUGGGAAGACGGGGUACCCCGGGGUGGUGGGCACCGCGCGGACGGACACCGGCGGAGAGCUGGGCUCCGCGCUCGGCGGGGCGAAGAUCGCGUUUUAUGUGGGUCUGAAGAACCCGCACGAGGGAUACGAGGUGCUCCGGUUCGAUGACGUGGUCACGAACCUCGGGAACCACUACGACCCCACAACCGGGAAGUUCACGUGCCAGGUGUCUGGGAUUUACUACUUCACCUACCACGUGCUGAUGCGCGGGGGGGACGGGACCAGCAUGUGGGCCGACCUGUGCAAGAACGGACAGGUCCGAGCCAGCGCCAUCGCGCAGGAUGCCGACCAGAACUACGACUACGCCAGCAACAGCGUCGUCCUGCACCUCGACUCCGGUGACGAGAUUUACGUCAAACUGGACGGCGGCAAAGCGCACGGCGGGAACAACAACAAAUACAGCACGUUCUCUGGUUUCCUUUUGUACCCGGACUGACUGAUAGUCGCCGCUCCCAACCCGCCGGGACAGAAACAAACCUCAGAUUUAUCUAAUCAAUACAUCAAUUGAUCAGAGCGACAAGAGGACGAUCAGUCUCAUAUUCAGCCUUUUUCUUAGAGAAUAUUGUUUCUCUCUAUUCCCUCAAUAGUUUGAUUUUCUUUGGCAACAAACGUCUUUCCACUGUGGUGCGUUCAAGGACCCUUCGGUUUGUUCUGCUUUGGAAAUAAGUGAAAUUACCAUGAAUAGAAAUUAAAAUGAUUAAUCAGAAAUAUAAAUAAGAACCUCAGUUAUUCCCUCCAUCGUUCUUAGACGAACUGCCUUCACGCGAUGGAUCCACGAUCGAUGUUUGCAGAUGUUGUUUCUCUUUGUGCAUUUUGUGGAGGUUGUUCGGGUUGGGGGGUGCACUGAAACUGAACUGAAAAGGCCUUGAUGACCUCCCCCUUGUAUACAGAGGACAUUGCUGUGUGAUGUGAUGCUAUUUUAUGCUUGAAAGUGUGUCUCACAAAGAUAUAUAUAUAUAUAUAUAUAUAAAUACUGUAUGUAUGCACUUAUUUAUUCAAAAAGAAACCCCAUAUAAGCUGCAGUUAACUGUUCAUCCAGUGUUGCAAAAAUGUUUCUAUAUGUCUUCGUAUUCCAGUAUAAACGUCGGUCAGUAAUUUCAAUAAAUGAUUAUGUUUUAUAAA